CCGUUUUCCCAUCAUGCCUUUUCUUUAUCAUGGCGGCUUGCAGGCUUUCAUAACAUAUCACUGAUGUUGACAAAUCGAUUCUAAAGCUUCUUUUUAGCUUAGUAAGGUGAUAUUGAUAUUUGUGUACAUUUUUAACAAUGCCGAAAUAUUACGAAGACAAAGAAGAGGACACCAGAGCUUGUGCCGGCAUCAGAGAGGACUUCAAGGCUUGUCUCCUUCAGCAUGAUUGCGUUGUGAAGGAGGGGAAAAUGCCCAGUGAGUGUCUGAAGGAAGGCCACUGCAAAGCCUUGCAGACGUCAUUCUUUGAGUGCAAGAGGUCAAUGCUGGACACAAGGUCAAGAUUCAGAGGGAGGAAAGGAUACUGAGGAACCAACAAUCCAGCUGAGUGGAUGCUGAAUCUACAGCUGUGAAUACUGGAAAUUAUUUAAAUCAAUGCAUCUGCUUGUGUGAGAACAUCAGCAUCAUAAAAACCCCACUAAAGGAAGUGUGUGAGGAACAGGAGCAAAAGGACUACAAAAUAUGAACGAACAAAUCACACUAAGAGGACUGCAUCCUGCAGAGCUAAUUCUGACUGAAGCUUUGAUUGUUUCACUUCAUUAACAGACAUAUUGUUAUUCUGAAUGAAUGAUUUUGUGGUGUGGAAUGAAAAUCAGUUGAAAUAAACUAUACAAAAAAGU
Messenger RNA from Melanotaenia boesemani (Boeseman's rainbowfish), 677 nucleotides. Its product is annotated as cytochrome c oxidase assembly factor 5. The transcript has 3 exons. The record is from RefSeq and is a predicted model, not a curated record. NCBI's taxonomy places the organism in Eukaryota, Metazoa, Chordata, Actinopteri, Atheriniformes, Melanotaeniidae. Bases 138 to 365 code for a protein of 75 amino acids. Gene Ontology annotation, cellular component: mitochondrion. Gene Ontology annotation, biological process: mitochondrial respiratory chain complex IV assembly.